AUUCACUAAACCUAUAGCAAGAACCUUAAUAAAUGCAAAGCUUUUAAUAUUUGCCAAACUUUGUAUUCAAUGCAGCAGCUACAUUUUCCCACCCACCUGCCAAAAAAGAAAAUAAUAAUAAUAAUAAUAAUCUCCAUCACUCUUUUUUUUCCAUCUUUCUCUGGCCAAUCCACACAUGGCCCUAACCCCUCUGAUCUUCACCAUCAAAUGUCAACCGCCGCCGCCCUUGCCGUCUUUCCUCCGCCGCCUCCCGUCCCUAUCCCCACUUAUAUCACCAGCCUCGGUCUUGGCUACUCCAUAGCCAUAGCUCUUGGUUUCCUCGUUCUCAUCUCCACCAUCAUCCUCUCUUCUUACAUCUGUUGCCGCGCCUCCCGCCUCCGCUUCUCCGCCGAAACGGAAAACGCAAACGCUUCUUUCGGCAACCGUAGCAUAAUUGUCCCACGGAUCAUAUUCGUAGCUGAAGACGACGAUCUCGAGUCAGCUGUUUCCGGAGGCGUUGUCGUUGGUGGACUUGAUCAACCAAUCAUCAACUCUUACCCAAAAUUCCGUUUCACUAAAGACAUCUCCCUCGCCGCCGGAGAUGGAUUUCAAGGCGUAGACGGCGAAGGAGGAGAUACGACGUGUUCGAUCUGUUUGUGUGAGUACAUGGAAGAAGAGAUGCUUAGGAUGAUGCCCGAGUGUAAACACUACUUUCAUGUUUUUUGUCUUGACGCGUGGCUUAAGCUCAAUGGAUCUUGUCCCGUUUGUCGGAAUUCUCCACUUCCGACACCGCAAUCUACGCCGCAGUCGACUCCGUUGUCUGAAGUUGUGCCGUUAUCGCAAUACGCCGCCGAUCGGAGGAGAACCAGAAGAUAAUAUUUGUCUUUGUUUAUUCCAUAUAUUGAAUUCAUUAAAAUAUCUUCUUCUUCUUCGUUUUUUGGUAAAUGAUUUCACUAUAACUGAAUUUAUAA
Messenger RNA from Eutrema salsugineum, 950 nucleotides. RefSeq names its product RING-H2 finger protein ATL68. Gene Ontology annotation, molecular function: transferase activity. The transcript has a single exon. The record is from RefSeq and is a predicted model, not a curated record. Lineage: Eukaryota; Viridiplantae; Streptophyta; Magnoliopsida; Brassicales; Brassicaceae. Gene Ontology annotation, biological process: protein ubiquitination. Bases 70 to 855 code for a protein of 261 amino acids.